Molecule: messenger RNA, 1638 nt
Organism: Prunus persica (peach)
Lineage: Eukaryota; Viridiplantae; Streptophyta; Magnoliopsida; Rosales; Rosaceae
Exons: 4
Coding region: 150-1319 (389 amino acids)
Source: RefSeq, a predicted model, not a curated record
CUUGCGAUGUUGGAACUCAUUUGGUCUCCCAUAACCAAGUCUUCGGCAUACUCAGCUCUGCAGCUCCUCAAAGCCCCAAUUUGUCUCGCCAAACGAAAACCCUCGCAAAAUCUCUGCAACCCCUUUGCCCUUGGCAGCUUCAGACGAAAAUGGUGAAAAAAAACCCAGAACUCCUCCCAAAGGUAGAGCACCCCGAACUGCUCCCAAAAGUAGAGCCAACACUCGCAAAAGACGUAAACAAGAAGAAGAGGAAGAAGAAGAACCCUCAGAAACCAAUCUUAAUCUAUGUUGAUGCUGAUGUAAAUCCCAUUAUUGAUGCCCAAAAAUCUAUUGUAAUAAAUCAAGCUCUACAGAAGUCAGCAAUAAAGGCAAAUCCAGAGCCAGUGCCAAUUCUCACAGCAGUCAAAAGCAAGAAGAGGAAGAGAAAGAAGAGCAAAACCACAGUCCCUGUUGAUGCGGCAAACCAAGUUGAUGUUGCAGCCCAAGUUGGUGCGGCAGGACAAGAAGAUGCGGCAAAGAAAGUUAAAGUUGAUGCGGAGCUAGAGCCAAUACUCACAGCAGUCAAAAGCAAGAAGAGGAAGAAAAAGAAGAGCAAAACCAAGAAGAGGAAGAAAAAGAAGAGCAAAACCAGAGCCCCUGUUGAUGCGCCAGAGCCAAUACUCAAAGCAGUAAAAAGCAACAAGAGCAAAACCAAAGCAGUCAAAAGCAAGAAGAGCAAAACCAAAGCAGUCAAAAGCAAGAAGAGCAAAACCACAGCGGCAAAGAAAAUUGAUGCGGCAAAGAAUGUUGAAGGGCCAAAAUAUGUUGAAAUAUGUGUGAUAUGCCGGAAAAAAGGGCAUCUCAUCCCAACUUGCCCUGAGCUGAACGAGAAGAUUGUUCCCAACCCGAACCACAAUACUGAACAGAAAAAGGAAUCCGGGAAGAAGGGUUCUGCGCGCCCUCAGCCUCCUCAAGAUGUGAAAAUGAGGAAAGGUCAAGAGGACAGGUUACUCGUUACUGGUUGCGCUCUUCAGGUUGAUCCCAUGGCAGAUGAGACGUAUGGUGGUAAAGAAGACGAGUCCACUGUGAAACUGAAAGAGGGCCAAAAGGACAGGUUACUUGUGACUGGUUGCGCUCUUCAGGCUGACCCCAUGGCAGAUGAGACAUACGAUGGUAAAGAAGACGAGUCCACUGUGAAACUGAAAGAAGGCCAAGAGGACAGGUUACUUGCGACUGGUUGCAUGCUUCAGGUUGAUUCCAUGGCAGAUGAGACGUAUGGUGGUAAAGAAGACGAGUCCACUGGUGAAAGUUUCACAAGAAAGUCAUGUAAAAUCAGAUAAAAAACAGGAUCCUGAAGUAGCGAAUUCUGGUGCAUGAUGAUUUUUGUAACAUGAAAUUCAUGGGAUUUCUUGUAAUUCCUUUUUGUUUAUGAUCACAGUUGUCCGACAUGUCUUUGCUUUGUAUUGUGAACUUUUUUCCUGGAGUAGCUCUGACCAUUUACAUUACAUGGGUCUGAAAUUGUCAACCAUCCAGGUUCUUUUUCAUUGGAUAUGUCCUCCUUGUGGGUUCUCUCACCUAAUGCAGUUUCCAUGGUUAUUUAUUGUACGGAUGCGAUGAAUUGGUGUAGAUGUAUGAAAUUGUAUUGUCGUGUGUUUUUUU